Messenger RNA from Diabrotica virgifera virgifera (western corn rootworm), 1157 nucleotides. RefSeq names its product transcription factor Adf-1-like. Gene Ontology annotation, biological process: regulation of transcription by RNA polymerase II. The record is from RefSeq and is a predicted model, not a curated record. NCBI's taxonomy places the organism in Eukaryota, Metazoa, Arthropoda, Insecta, Coleoptera, Chrysomelidae. Gene Ontology annotation, cellular component: nucleus; transcription regulator complex. Bases 136 to 1041 code for a protein of 301 amino acids. The transcript has 2 exons.
CUUGUCGCUGUCGCGUUCAGUCUUGUAUCAGUGCUCGUUACGAUAAAACGUAGGUGUACUCGCGUUAAAUGCUAACGAUUUUUCAGUAUUGGGUUGAAAUUAUUGAAUAACAGAAAAAUAUAGUACACUGAAUCGAUGUUUAAUCAAAUAAUGGAUGACGAAAGGCUCAUUAAACUUAUACGACAACACCCGAUACUUUAUGAUGCAUUACAUCCUAAAUACAGUGAUUUUGCGACAAAACAAAAUGUAUGGGAAAUGAUUUCAAGAGAAAUAAACGUAGAUGUUCCAAUAUGUAAAAGCAGAUGGAUUAAUAUAAGAGACACCUACAGAAGAUCCUUAAAGAAAAGUCUUACAAGAAGUGGAGAUGAAAGGAAAAUUAAACGGUAUAAAUACUCGAGAGAGUUGCAGUUCAUAAAGAAGCAUCUCAAAGAACGAUGUAAGUUACCUAUUGAAGCUGGAAUAAAACAAGAACCGACGGAAGAAAAAAAUGAGAAUGAAGCUAUACAUUUUGAGGUAAAUAUAAGUGACGAAGACAACGUUUCUUCUCAUGAUUCCCAAGAAGUAGAUAGCUUGUCAAAUUCACACAAUCCCACAAACGAACCGAUUUUUGAAAGUGUUGAAAUGCCGGUGUUAGAUGACGAAGACGAAAUACCAGGAAUAGAUGAGAUACCAAAACAUAACUUAUCACAAAAUAAUGUUUCGUCCAAGUUGUUAGAAUAUUUGAUCAAAAAUAAAGACUCUCAGGCUCAGGCUGCACCGAAAAAGGAGCACCCCGUGGACGUGUUUUUAUCCAGUAUGAGUGACACCUUAAAAAGCUUAGAUGCCUAUCGUUUAAAUUUAGCUAAAUCUGAAAUAUUUGCUACGGUUCAAAAAUAUGAAAUGCAGAUGAUAUUAGAUCAAUUUCCAGGACAGUCUGCUCCUCAACCCAAUAGUACAGCGUGCACAGCAAACUCCAUUUCUCACUCAUCAUUUGAACCUUCCACUUCCACUCCAGUGAUAUCGUCAGCAUCUAUAGACCUACACGAUAUCAAGAUGUUAUAAGAAAUAGAAAUGGUAAACACCGCUUAUGUGUGCUACAUUAUAUUCUGUUAGCAAUUACUAUUAUUGAACAAUUAUUAAAAUGUUACAUAUUAAAUAAAUAAACUCAAAUUAGUAAA